Messenger RNA from Alosa sapidissima (American shad), 1725 nucleotides. RefSeq names its product polycomb group RING finger protein 3. The coding region runs from base 212 to 958 and encodes 248 amino acids. The transcript is spliced from 10 exons. Lineage: Eukaryota; Metazoa; Chordata; Actinopteri; Clupeiformes; Clupeidae. Gene Ontology annotation, biological process: regulation of transcription by RNA polymerase II. The record is from RefSeq and is a predicted model, not a curated record. Gene Ontology annotation, cellular component: PRC1 complex.
ACCAAGUGUGGGCUCUCGGUAGGUUUCGGGAUCGCCCGGACAUUUUCGCCUCUUUGUUUUACUGAUAGUGGAUUUAACUCGGAUUGAACCCAAUAUCCUGCGGACUCCUCUGCUACCAAACAGGUGUAUGAGGGGCGGUCCGUGAUGAAGAGUUAGCCCCUCCCCCUUUCCUGGACACGCGAGCUGAUUGGCUCACCUGCUCAGCUUACACAUGGCGGCCCUCGGGAACCCAGACAUGUUGACGAGGAAGAUUAAGCUGUGGGACAUCAAUGCUCACAUCACGUGUCGUUUGUGUGAGGGCUACCUGAUAGACGCCACCACCGUAACCGAGUGCUUGCACACUUUCUGCAGAAGCUGUCUUGUCAAGUAUCUAGAGGAGAACAACACUUGUCCCACAUGCAGAAUUGUUAUUCAUCAGAGCCAUCCACUGCAGUAUAUCGGUCAUGAUCGGACCAUGCAGGACAUUGUGUAUAAACUGGUUCCAGGUCUUCAGGAAGCGGAGAUUAAGAAACAGAGGGAGUUCUAUCAGAAGUUGGGGAUGGAGGUCCCAGGGGACCUGAAAGGAGAACUCUGUAACCUCAAACCUCACCUGGAGACCCAACGCAAUGGUGAUGUGAAGACCGAGGACUCAGCCAAUAAGGAGCAGGAGAAGCCCGAGGAGGACAACGAUUAUCACCGGAGCGACGAGCAGGUGAGCAUCUGUCUGGAGUGUAACAGUAGUAAACUGCGUGGUCUGAAGAGGAAGUGGAUUCGCUGCUCAGCUCAGGCAACCGUCCUUCACCUCAAGAAGUUCAUCGCCAAAAAACUUAACCUGACGUCCUUCAAUGAGCUGGAUAUUUUAUGCAAUGAGGAGAUUCUGGGAAAGGAUCACACGCUCAAAUUUGUGGUGGUGACCAGGUGGAGAUUUAAGAAGUCACCGCUGCUUCUACAUUACAGACCCAAGAUGGACCUGCUGUAGGGACCAGUCUCACAUGAUGUGUUAUGGAGUAUUUAUGCAGAGACGAUCAAGCCAACAAACAUGCGCACACACAUACACACACACACAUACACUAACGUACAUACCUCACACAUACUCAUGGGUUAGCACAUUCAUACCAAAACACACAUACGCAUCAUUUCAGGGGGGGCGCACACACACACACACACACACACAGCCUCAGGAACAGCCCAUGCCGUCCUGCGGCGUCUGUGAAGCAAGAAGAGCUGGCGGAAGAUUAAGCGUUAUAAACUUUAUAUUUAUACUUUUGUACAGAAUAGAGACAUGGACCCAGAACCUACUUGGUGCUCUGUUUACAACCCAACUCACCAACAAACAACUGAUCAUAAUAACAACACCACCACCAUUGUCGGAUGUUUGUUAACCGACAGACCCAUCUGCUCUCUCCGUCUGAGAAACCCACAGCAGGACAAAUUGGAGCUCUUUUUUUUCGGUGGGUGGAGGGGUGCGUGACUGUCCCCCCCGGCCCUGGCCACGCGAGCUCUGAAGACUUUUAUUAUGGACCGUUUGUUUGUUUGUUUGUUUGUCAUUUGUUUGUUUGUUUGUUUGCGUUGGUAUAUUGUCUCUGAGCUUCUGUCUCUUGCUUUGCUUUUGGCUCCUUCUCCACCGUGGACUGUGAAUAAGCAGAAAUGAGUGUCGUAAUUUAUGUUCUAUAUAGAAUCCUGUACAUAGAAAUAAUUAUGAGGGGGAUGGGAGAGAUGUAGAAGAAUGAAAGAGAGAGAGAGAAA